AUGUUUGCGGCAAUCCUGUUUCGGCGUCAGGUGAGACCAUUUUCUGAAUUGCUGCUAACCAACUUUCCCUUCGAAAGGGAGAAUGGAGUCCCAAUUUUCGACUGCCUGUUUCUACGAGGUCCUGUUGCAACAGAUACCUCAUCUUCCUCUUUUCCACCCAUGCCCAAUGUCCUAUUCUCGCCGCUGUCUCUUUGGGUCGCGGCCAACCUGUACGUGGCACUCCUCUCCGUCCGACGCGGUAGACGUGGACGAAUGCAGCAGGGACAACGGCGGCUGCCAGAAGGAGUGCUGCAAUGUCCCGGGCGGACACUACUGCAAAUGCCCGCCGGGAUACUUUCUGGCGCCCGACAGGAAGCGCUGUCUCGGUGA
Messenger RNA from Protopolystoma xenopodis, 369 nucleotides. The record is from the annotation of a GenBank genome assembly. NCBI's taxonomy places the organism in Eukaryota, Metazoa, Platyhelminthes, Monogenea, Polystomatidea, Polystomatidae.